Molossus molossus (Pallas's mastiff bat) is the source of this 2722-nucleotide messenger RNA. It is a transcript of the gene NGEF, whose product is annotated as neuronal guanine nucleotide exchange factor. Gene Ontology annotation, molecular function: protein binding; guanyl-nucleotide exchange factor activity. Gene Ontology annotation, biological process: activation of GTPase activity. Bases 142 to 1992 code for a protein of 616 amino acids. NCBI's taxonomy places the organism in Eukaryota, Metazoa, Chordata, Mammalia, Chiroptera, Molossidae. The transcript is spliced from 13 exons. The record is from RefSeq and is a predicted model, not a curated record.
CAGCGGCGGCGGCGGCGGCAGCUCCGACUGGAGCCGCGGGCGCUGCGACCCCGAUCCCGAGCCGGCUCGUCAUCCCCGGCCCGGCUCCGGCCCCCAGCGCGCCCCUUGACCCGGCCCCGAGCCUGCCGGCCGCUGGUCCCCAUGGAGCUGCUGGCCGCAGCUUUUAGCGCCGCCUGCGCUGUGGACCACGACAGCUCCACCUCGGAGAGCGACACUCGCGAGUCGGCGGUGGGACACCUGCCCGGCAGCGAGUCGUCCUCCACCCCGGGAAACGGGGCCACGCCCGAGGAGUGCCCAGCGCUGGCCGACAGCCCCACCACACUUACCGAGGCCCUGCAGAUGAUCCACCCCAUCCCCACCGACUCCUGGAGGAACCUCAUCGAACAAAUCGGGCUCCUGUAUCAGGAAUACCGAGAUAAAUCAACUCUCCAGGAAAUUGAAACCAGGAGGCAACAGGAUGCAGAAAUACACACCAAUGACCUCGGUUCCCCGGCCAGCGAGGAGACUCUGGAGGAGGAGGAAGAGGAGGAGGAGUUGCCCGCAAGUCCACCCGAGAGGAAGGCUCUGCCCCAGAUCUGCCUGCUGAGCAACCCGCACUCGAGGUUCAACCUGUGGCAGGAUCUCCCAGAGAUCCAGAGCAGUGGGGUGCUGGACAUCCUCCAGCCCGAGGAGGUUAAACUGCAGGAGGCCAUGUUCGAGCUGGUCACUUCCGAGGCCUCCUACUACAAGAGCCUGAGCCUGCUGGUGUCCCACUUCAUGGAGAACGAGCGGCUGAAGAAGCUCCUGCACCCGUCCGAGGCGCACACCCUCUUCUCCAACGUCCUGGACGUGCUGGCCGUCAGCGAGCGCUUCCUCCUGGAGCUGGAGCGCCGGCUGGAGGAGAACAUUGUCAUCUCGGACGUGUGUGACAUCGUGUACCAUUACGCGGCCAACCACUUCUCGGUCUACAUCACCUACGUCAGCAACCAGACCUACCAGGAGCGGACCUACAAACAACUGCUCCAGGAGAAGGCGGCCUUUCGGGAGCUGAUCACGCAGCUGGAGCUCGACCCCAAGUGCAGGGGGCUGCCCCUCUCCUCCUUCCUCAUCCUGCCUUUCCAGAGGGUCACUCGCCUCAAGCUGCUGGUCCAGAACAUCCUGAAGAGGGUGGAGGAGCGGUCAGAGCGCGAAUGCACCGCCUUGGAAGCCCACCGGGAGCUGGAACUGGUGGUAAAAGCAUGUAACGAGGGCGUCAGGAAGAUGAGCCGCACGGAGCAGAUGAUCAGCAUCCAGAAGAAGAUGGAAUUUAAGAUCAAGUCAGUGCCCAUCAUCUCGCACUCCCGCUGGCUGCUGAAGCAGGGCGAGCUGCAGCAGAUGUCAGGCCCCCGGACGUCCCGAACCCUGCGGACCAAGAAGCUCUUCCAGGAAGUUUACCUCUUCCUCUUCAAUGACCUGCUGGUGAUCUGCCGGCAGAUCCCGGGUGACAAGUACCAGGUGUUCGACUCGGCCCCGCGGGGCCUGCUCCGAGUGGAGGAGCUGGAGGACCAGGGCCAGACGCUGGCCAACGUGUUCAUCCUGCGGCUGCUGGAGAACGCGGACGACCGGGAGGCCACCUACAUGCUGAAGGCGUCCUCUCAGAGUGAGAUGAAGCGCUGGAUGACCUCUCUGGCCCCCAACCGGAGAACAAAGUUUGUUUCCUUCACAUCCCGGCUGCUGGACUGCCCCCAGGUCCAGUGUGUACACCCGUAUGUGGCCCAGCAGCCAGACGAGCUGACGCUGGAGCUGGCGGACAUCCUUAACAUCCUGGACAAGACAGAAGAUGGGUGGAUCUUUGGCGAGCGUCUGCAUGACCAGGAGAGAGGCUGGUUCCCCAGCAGCACGGCUGAGGAGAUCUUGAAUCCCAAGAUCCGGUCCCAGAACCUCAAGGAAUGUUUCCGUGUGCACAAGAUGGAUGACCCCCAGCGCAGUCAGAAUAAGGACCGCAGGAAGUUGGGCAGCCGAAAUCGGCAAUGACCCCCAGCCCCUGGCCCCCGGCCCCCGGCCCAGCAGGGGGAUGUGGGCAGGCGGCAGCAGGGCCUGGCAGGCAAACCCACGAACCGAACCUGAGGGGCUCUGGGGGAAGGUGACCUUGUGCAGGAGUCAUCCUGACUGCUCAUCCCUGCCGCGUGGUGAAUGCUCAUGUGUCUUGGCCCCUUGCUUGCAAACCGGGAAACCAGUGCCCACAUCUCCCUCUGAUGCAUUUGUAAAUGAGAAAGUGUAUUUUAAACAGUAUUACACCCUCUCCCUCUUGUCUCUCAGAGGGGUGGAGGGGGUUGGCAUGCUCCAGGGGCCUUCCCAGGCACUGCAAGAAGCCCCAGGCCCAGGGUGUUCCUGGUCGAGGGCAGGUGCAAAGGUGAUGACUGUCAUGACCCCCUGCACGUGACCUUUACUACCCUGGGAGCUAUUAGAAUCCACCAGGUGAGCAGAUGGACUGCCCUUGCCCGGUGAGCUGGAUGAGCGGCCCUUGAUCUACAAUUUAUAAGACUGCCUCCGUCCACCUGUGCCAGCCUCUGGCUGCACGGCCAGGCCCUGCCUUGUGACAGGCCUGCCAGAGCUUGGCUGAGGGCCCACGCUGCCUCUGGCUCCCUGAAGGGCUGGAUGGAACUUGUGUCUCUGGCCUCUCGAGGAGCCCAGGUAUCGUAAGGAAUGAACUGGUCACUGCAUCCUGCAUCAGUUAUGGUUCCAUGAAGCAAACACCAUUUUU